AUGGCAAGAGCUUGGAGAAAGAUACUGCCGCUCGCGGCUAUUCUCGCUUUUGAACUUGUUUCCCAUGUGCUCAUCAUUUCUCCCUGUCCAGCUCUGGCAAUUGAAAAUGGCGAAGGGCAGUCGCUUGUAGACCCACAAUUGCAGCCGGCCGACUUCGAAAAUGAGGAAGGACAGAGAACAGACAACCUAGGCGAAGCUGCAUCUGAGAGUCAACAGCUCAUCCUCCGUGAAGGCGUCGAGUCGUCUACACCGUCUCUACGAGGUACUACAGUUCUGCGCGAACUCGGCGAAAAGGAACUGGGCGUUGCAAUGCCCGCCUCUACACUUACAGUGCCCUACGCUACAAUGUCGGUACCCGCCGUUGCUGCUACCCCAAUGACGACUGGAGUCAUUGCUGAUGGAGCCGUAGGCGGCGGACUCUUUCAGAAAAUGAAGACGCUAAAGUCGUACUUGGGCCUUAUGAAGUAUGCGAAGUAUGCAAACGUCGCGGGCUACAACACCUACGGCACCUUUUCAAAUGCUUAUCCCAUGGUCGCUGAUUACGGGCCUGCAGCUGCGACCUUCGCCAGUUUCCCCAGUAAAGGCUACAACGGGUACAACACCUACGCCGGGAACAACAACUACACGGGGUUCAGUGCCCCUACAGAAAACAUCGGAGGGUUGGGCAAGAAGACUCGGUUCACAGAAGAGCCCGGCCAGAGGUACUUGGCUCAAGUUUUGAGCAAAAACAGAACUGGAUGGUGGUUGAGCAACAAAGUGUCGAAAUUGGUCGACAUUCUCGGGGGAGUCCUCCCCCAGGGCGUCGACCAGCCUGCGUUGCUUUCCAACGGAUACGAGACGCGAGAGGCGGUGUUUCUGGCAGUCUUGCAAAACAGGGAACGAUUCGUAGACCUGCUUGUGCAGGACCAGCUGCUCCAGGAGGAGCAGCCGCUGCAACGCCAGUGGAUUGGGCGAAUGUACACAGAGGUUAAGGGCCAGUAUUCUGCGAUUCAGGCCUUGGACAGAGAUUUCACAAUAGCGAAAAUGGCGCCUCAAAAUCAACCCUUGGCGUCCUUCCGUCACAGCCUACGACUUGACAUACCCAUUGACUUGUAUGAGUUCAGCGGCUUGGACACCUACGUGCAGGCCCCCGACGGUCAGGUCUUCUUAAAUGCAAUUUCGCGACGUCCUUUAAUUCGAGCCACGGCAGAGACGGUGAUGGCGAACGCAGGCAGUAGCAGAAGGGCGUACAAAGCGCUGCUCAGUCUGUCUCAGCAAGCGGUGCGAGCGGUUGCCAACUUGAACUGCAUUAUGAUGGUGCACACCAACAUAAACCCCGCGUCCUUUUUAGUUACGGAAAAAGGACUUGUGUUCCUUGGGGGGCUAUUCCAGGCCACGCAGCAGGGCAGCUCUCUGGCCAACAACUACAAGUUCACCUUAACGACGCCAGUCUUCUUGCCUCCUGAAUUGCGAGACAAUGCAUCAUACUACAGCAUGCAGGCGCUCCCAUCUCAAGAUGCGUGGCAACUGGGAAUGACGCUGUUCACCUUCUGGUGCUCGCAGUUGACCGUGGACUCUGCAGGAGGCCUAAACUUUAGCAACUGCAUCAGCUGCAUGCCUGCGGAGAUAAAAGACCUGAUCAUGGGCUUGACUCAGAUCGAUCCCAAUUCUCGACUGCUGGCAGAAAACGUCGCACUGAAGCAUCCAGCCAUGCUACUACCCAUCUAUCCUGAUAUUCCGCCCCAGGCGGACGUCAACCAGGAUGACGAGCCCUAUUUAGACUUCUUCUGA
Molecule: messenger RNA, 1770 nt
Organism: Eimeria maxima
Lineage: Eukaryota; Apicomplexa; Conoidasida; Eucoccidiorida; Eimeriidae
Product: Rhoptry kinase family protein ROP23 (incomplete catalytic triad), putative
Exons: 2
Coding region: 1-1770 (589 amino acids)
Biological process (GO): protein phosphorylation
Molecular function (GO): ATP binding; protein kinase activity
Source: RefSeq, a predicted model, not a curated record